Messenger RNA from Sinocyclocheilus grahami, 1164 nucleotides. It is a transcript of the gene mlana, whose product is annotated as melan-A. Gene Ontology annotation, cellular component: melanosome. The record is from RefSeq and is a predicted model, not a curated record. The transcript is spliced from 5 exons. Bases 103 to 480 code for a protein of 125 amino acids. NCBI's taxonomy places the organism in Eukaryota, Metazoa, Chordata, Actinopteri, Cypriniformes, Cyprinidae.
GAGAACUUCUCAAGAGCUUUGAGAGCCACACACAGAUCAGAAUCACAGCAGACGCUCUCCAGACUCACAUUAGACAACUCAGUUUCAGGUGGUUUGUUCAUCAUGUCUUACGGCGGAUCAGGUUCAGGUUCUCGAGGUGAAUUCAGUGUUCAUUUCUCCAGCAGAGGUGGAGCAGGACUCAUCAGAGCUGAAGAGGCCGCAGGAAUCGCUUUACUGGCCGUGAUCCUCACAGCGCUGCUCAUCCUGGGCUGCUGGUAUUACCGUCGACGGGGCGGAUACAAGAUGAUCCGGAGCGGGAGAAACAGCGGUCAGUCGUGGAGAGAGAUGAUGAGAGCGGGUCAGUACAGCGAGUCUGGAUCAGGAGAGGAGAACAAACUAGCCUUGAACGAAUUCAGCAACCCGCAACCAGCGAUUCCAAACGCUCCUCCGGCCUAUGAUAAGAUCGCCUCCAGACCCUCACCUCCUCCUUACUCACCAUAAGACGCUCAUGUUUGUGGGAUGAGCGGUCACACAGCGAUGGUGGCCAGCGUCGGUCCUGGAGAGCCUCAGUCCUGCAGCGUUUAGCUCCAACCUUAAUUAAAUCUCACCUGCCUGUAGCUUUCUAUUAACCCUUGGACCCUGAUUAGCUUCUUCAGGUGUGUUUGAUUAGGUUUGGAGCCGAACUCUGCAGGACUGUGGCUAUCCAGGACCAACGCCGGCCUUUUUCUGGUAUACAGGAAUCUUACCAAAGCAUGUGGACUAUUAACAUCUGACACUACAGUGCCUUUUAAACACAACGUCGUUCAUCAGACAUGAGGCUAAUAAAGUUUAAUAUUAAUUUAAUCCAAUAGAGUUUUUGUUUUAGUCCAAGGUAUUUAAAAAGAAAAGGUCAUCCUAAAUCUGGUAAGAUGAAUGUUUUAAAUGUGGUCAGAAAGAAGCAUAGAGAUUUCGCAGUUUAUUUCUGUACACUUCUAAUUACCUGUUACUGAUUAUUUACUUUUAAUAAUUCAUCUUUAUCAAACAUAUGUCUGUAUUUCUUUACCAAAUGUCUGACUGUAAAAGUGAACACCUGUAAUGAAACUUUUAUUAACAUAUUCGCUGAGCUCCAGACACCGGACGUGUAGUGUCAGGAGCCAUGUUGUGCAAACUGUUCAAUACAACAGAAUAAAACUGUUUACAAUACUG